UCGUGCGUGCGUCUCCGUUUUAGAUGUGCUCCCAGCGGAGUCUCACACGCUGAGUGAAGACUGCUACUGUGGAGUCUAUCAGCCGUAUGGUUUUCGUUUUAUUAACUGUUUAACAACUACAGCCGUUAAAACUCUACAGUUCGUGUGCAUAUAUUGGAAUCUACAUUGAUUCGAGUGUGUCUAGGUUUGUUUUACCUGGUUACAUAGUUUUCAUCUUCUGUCAAUGACUACGUGGAUUGUCGUUACAAAUGUAAAAUUAGGCUAAACGAAGCAGAAAUACGAGGAAGUUAAGAAGCGAAGGUUGGUUACGACUUUUAAUAAAAACGAAGUUCGCAUGGCACUUAUGGAUUCACUGAAAAAUUUCGCUUAAGCAAUUUUAUGCUUUUUGCCCUGUGAGGAUCUUCCGUUUGAAACGUACCUUAAACUUGCAAAGAGAAAAAGGUGUAAAGUGUGCUUGGCAAAACACGAUCGGAUAUUUGUGACAGCGUCAAAGAGAUUAGGUCCUGGGUCAAUUGCGCAUACUUCGAAACGGUUAUUUUGGCUGAGUUUGGAAUACAUGGCUCUUUUGUAACGUCUAUCGUGGAUUGGAAUAUUGAGGUGAUGUAAUGGGCUUUUGAAUAGCACAACUACACAGUCGAUCGACACAGGUCGGUGUAAGAUAAAUGAAUAAUUUGGCAGCAAUGUAAAAGGUGCAGAUGCAUAGCAUUUGCGCAGGAUAGCGCACUGGUGCUCGAUGGAGCGUCGCAGCUGGCGCGUCGAUCAGGCGAUUUUGCCCCGAUGCCAGCGGCAUAAACAGAAGCGCCAGCCUCUGAGGCACCGCCAAGGGGCUCCGCACAGCAGAUAUUUGUGUACGCCGCCGUGGCGUUCGUCCCGGCAGCUAUUGUUGCUGCUUUUCGUUGUUGUUGUCGAUGGUCUGGUCGCAGUUUCCGGCGCCCGCCGACAAGGCGGCAACCAAUUGGCUGAACGUGUGGUCAAUCCAGGCGAGAGGAUCUCAAUUCCGUGCUUCCUCGAGACGCCUGGCGGAUCAAUCCAGUGGGUUCGAAAUGGCCAUCCAGUUGUACUCGACUCAACCACGGCCUCGCGGCGCCAAUGGAACAUCUCAAAAGACGGAACGGCGGCACUGCAAAUCAGUCAAGUUACUCGGGCCGAUGAUGGUUUGUGGGAAUGCUGGGAGUUCGCUGAUGACGGGUCGGUGAAACGAGUCGCUAAAGUGCUCAAGCUUGUUGUAACCGGAGCACCGGAAGAGCCUUUUCUGGUGCAAGACGGCAAGCGUAUUCACCCAGGCAACAAUGUGCUAGCCAAGGAGAAUCACACGGUGACUGUUGAGUGCGUGGCACGUCGGGCCGUACCCGAGGUCAAACAAGUGUUCUGGUCACUGGGACCGGACCACAUUAAUGUGACCGGCAACUCGGAGUUAAAAAUCGAUUUCGUGUCCCAUGAAGACUCAUACACGACCAAAAGCAUACUCCGACUUAACACCACGCGUACAAUGAAUCAUCAAAAAGUUACGUGUCACGUUUUUCACGUUGCGUGGCCAAACGCGUCCGUUGUCAGUGCCUCCCUUAAUGUAUUAUAUCCUCCGUCGUUCGCAAUCAGUCGGAUACCUGCAUUUGGGCAGCCACUCGUGGAGAAAAGCUUCGUAUCGCUCGAGUGCAUUAUCGAUGCCAAUCCACCAGCGACUCCGCGCUGGUCAAGAGAAAACCUUCCGAUCAAUUCGACCGAGAUAAUUCGGCAGGGGGGCGGUUUUCUCAAUUUUACAUCUGUCGAUCGGAGUGACUAUGGCUGGUAUCGUUGUACGACUCAGCACCCAAUGGGCAGCUUUGAAUCAUUUGGUUACCUGCUCAGUGUACAUUACGGUCCGGAAAUGAUGGACGAUACGCCGAAAAAAAUCCACGCAGGUUUCGGCGAGCCAGUUCGGUUAGAAUGUCAUGCCAAGGGCAAGCCGUUGCCAACGUACUGCUGGUCUCGCCGCCAGCCAGGGGGCCGACUCGCUCAAGGACUAACGAGCGACUCGUCCCUUGUGCUUGAUCCGGUCGUCUAUCAGGACGCCGGCACGUAUCAAUGCAGUGCUUCCAAUCAGCUUGAUUGGAAACGACAGAGAAACGCUAUUCGAGAAGUUCAGCUAUCAAUCACAGGACGUCCCGAUGUCAGUGCGCUCAACUCAUCAUUGACGGGGGUGCUUGGGCGUAAUCUGUGGAUUACUGUGCAUGUUUGCGCCAAUCCUCAGCCAUCUCGGUCGCACUGGCUACUAGACAGAUUCGUGCUCAGUCCGGGCGACGAUGUGAAGGCGCAUCCACAUUACAUCGCGCAUCCCUAUAGAACUGCGGAGACGCCGUUUUGCCGGUACGCUUCAUUGGAAAUUCCGCACAUUCGAUAUGCUGAUAUGCGAGAGUUUCUGUUCGUGGCCCGCAACGAGCGGGGCAUUGAUGACGCCGUGAUAAACGUAACGGUCGUCAAGAGUGCCUUCGGCUACCAGGACAACCUCAUUCACACUCAGCACAAUAGCAGAACCCUCCCUGGUCGUUCGGAAAUGUCGCGGCCCGUUAUGGCGAAUACAGCAAGUGCCGGCAAUGGCGAGUCGAUUCGAGGUGUGUCCGUCAGUUCAGUGCUUGUCGUAGUUUUGUCGAGCUUGUGGCUUACGAUGAGACACUGUUAAGUAAGAAAAUUAAAGACAAAAAUUCAGUUGAACGCAAAGCAUCGUCUCAUGUAAUAUGUAAAAGUUGACUAAGAAGUAACGUCAAGUGACCCGUCAAAUGAAACAAGUAUGCAUCUGAUGCUUCAAGCGACAGAAGAACUGCCAUCGUUACUAUGUUAUACGGUCGACAGUGAGGCCGUCGAGCCGCAAUCUGAUGCAGCGAGGUCCAGCAAGAUCUAGUACGAUUCACUUCAGCCGUUCGUUACAAGGUGCAUACGACGGCGAUGCAACGUUCACGUUUAGGUGAAAACGAGGAACUAGAAGGAAACUUUUAAUGGGAGAUACACAGUCUUUACUGAGUAUUCUAGCCGGAACAACAAAACGGCAAGUGUCAUGGCUACACCCGUAAACAACGACGACAAAAUAGGAAAGAAGCAGGCCAAAACCACAGUAGUAAUUAGACGACAAUGGCGACGACAUUUAAAUGGGUAGAAAGGAAUUGGGUGUCAUUGUCGUCCUUGUGUGUCGCCAUCCGAACAAAUGACGACGGCAGCGGCGGCGGCGGCGGCGGCGGCAGCGGCAGCAGCAGCAGCAGCAGCAGGGGCUCUGGAAUUUAUCGAGAACGACCGAGACAAAAGUGGGACUGUUCUGUAGUAGGGAAGGUUGUGUUGUUGUCCUGAUUGGGGACUUAGGAACAAAAAAUGAUAAAAAACAAAUGCGACCUGUUGUUGUUUAUGCUGAUGAUGCCCGUGAUGGUGAUGAUUAUAAUGAUUACGUGCAUAGUCAUGUGGAACAUUUAAAUGAAGUGGAUCAACGCGACUAAUAUCAGUUUUUGGCUGGAUGGCUGUAUUCGUGUAGGCGACCUGUCAGCAGGCCGUGCUAUGACUUUAGCCAACCCUGCUGCUGAAGCACUUUCUAGCAAACAAUGCAUAUUAUGAUGAUGGUAAAGAUAAAUAAACAUAUUGCCGUUAAAUAAUGAAUUAUGGAUGAUUACCUAUUUAAGGCGAAGACAUUGGGGGUUUGAGAGCGUUAUCGCGGUUUGUUAGACAUCAGCUAGACGCAGUGUUCAGUGGUUUGUGAAAGUGAGUUUGUUUGGCCUGAAUAGAUGCGAAAAAAAGAAAGAAAAAGGAGAGAGAAACAAAAAAAUAUAUGCGUCAUGAGAGAAAAUAAAAGAACGAUCAUAUUAGUUAGCUAAACAACAAUAUUGAUGGUGUCGAAAUGGCCACAAACUCGGUGUUCAAAUGCUUGGUUUUAUGCUAAUGGAAAAGGUGCAGUUGAUGCCUAGAAAAUCGGAUUGUGUAGAUGUAUAAGUAAUACACGAAAGCCGAGUAUAACGGACGGCUAUAAGAUGACUUGGGCAAAGUAGAAAAUAACGGAAUGCAUAAAAAGUCAAGUCAAGGGCACACUAGCAGAAGUACCACUAGGACAGCGGGAUAGAAUGUCAGAGUGGGUCACGGGUCAACCCGGUGUCGAGUGUCGUCCAUUGAGCACGUAGCUUUAGUUCGACGCAACAGCUGCCUUUGGACCGAUCGCACGACGAGGGCCGAUCACCUGUCUGACCGACAACCAGGAAAAUGGCGACGACGAAAAAGAAGACGUUCUGAAGCAGCUUUGUGUACAUAUGUGUGUUGUAAAUGUAUGAUAUUAUUUAGACUCAUUGAAAAAGGGAAGAGAGAUAGAGAGUGAAAGAAAAAAAAAACAGAAAAAAUGAGGGACAGGAGAAUGAAGAGAAGUCAAGAAGGAUGAAUUAUACGGCGAAAAGGAAACAGUAAAAAUGUAGAAUGUGUCUAUUGCAUAUGACAGAAAAUUUGAGUGAAUGACAA
Varroa destructor (honeybee mite) is the source of this 4458-nucleotide messenger RNA. RefSeq names its product roundabout homolog 3-like. Lineage: Eukaryota; Metazoa; Arthropoda; Arachnida; Mesostigmata; Varroidae. Gene Ontology annotation, cellular component: cell-cell junction; plasma membrane. The record is from RefSeq and is a predicted model, not a curated record. Gene Ontology annotation, molecular function: cell adhesion molecule binding. Gene Ontology annotation, biological process: cell-cell adhesion.